GGCAGCAGGCCUGGCCAUCCGAGAAAACCAGCGGGAGGGGAGAAAACAAGGAGAGGAGGCAGCGCGCCACCGCCGCCGCAUCCCAAGCUCCAAAACCCUAGUGGCUCCAUCCAUGGCCGCCGCUCCACAGGCCGUGUCGGCACCCCCGUCCGCCGCCACCCCGAACCCCAGCAAGCGCAAGACGCGGCCCAAGGGCAAGGGCAGCAAGAACAAGGCGAAGAAGAAGAAGCUCGCGCGCUCCGAGCAGGACGACUCCGUCCGCCGCCAACGCAACAAGCCCAGCGCCAAGUUCCUCAAGCUGCUCCGGAAGCGCGCCCGCGACUACAACUCCGACGAUGACGAGGAAGAGGAGGAGCAGGAGCACCCGCCGAGCCCACGCCGCCGCCGCCGUGACGACGACGGCGAGGACGACGACGACGAGGCCCUCUCCCACUCCGACCAGGAGGAGGACGAGGAGGAAGAGGGGGUCUCCACCUCUGCCGUCACCAGGUUCGAGCAAGGCUGCAGGGCGUUCCGCGUCGCCUUCCUCAAGAUCAUGAACAAGAAGCUCCCUGACGACCCCCUGGGUCCAAUCCUGUCAGCGCACAAGAAAUUGGUCGCCGCCAAGUUGGCCGAAGAAGCAGAGGAGCGCAAGCCCAAAGGGGAGGCUAGAAAGGAGAAGCGAGUGGCAGCAGAGAAGGGCCAUGUAAUACCUAAAGAUCACUUGGACAGCAAAGAGAAGGAACUCAUCAAGGUUGCUACCAAGGGGGUUGUCAGGCUGUUCAAUGCGGUGAGCAAGGCACAGAAACCUCGGAAAGAUUUGAACCCAUCAAGAACUAAAGAUGCCAAAGUUUUAGCAAAGGAAAGGAAAAACACCUUCCUCGCGGAACUGGAGAUGCCAUCACAUCAAGAUAAAAAGAGCCAGGCACCUUCAAAUUUCUCUAAGAUGCCUUGUCGGACGAACCACAUGCCAUCCUUAUUCCUUAGCAAGUGUCAUAACUGUAGGACAUGCAUCCAUCCCUUGGAACGUACCGGCAAAGACGAACAUGAGCCAGCAUGGGCACCCCUGCGAGACACAUACAUGCUUGGUUCUAAGUUAAAGGACUGGGAUAAAAUGAAGGAUUCUGCUGCGGAGAUGCAGGCAGAGGUUCCCUUAGGCGACUCUUCGGACGAGGAAUAGGAAUACAAUCUGUUUACUCAAAGCCAUAUUAGAGAUUGAUUCUGUUGCUGUAUUCCAUGCUCGUUUGUAAAGCGAGUUGAGCUGUGUUCUGGAUAUUCAAAUUAUCAAAUUCACACCCCCUCUCAUU
This is a messenger RNA of Panicum hallii, 1286 nucleotides long. Its product is annotated as RRP15-like protein. NCBI's taxonomy places the organism in Eukaryota, Viridiplantae, Streptophyta, Magnoliopsida, Poales, Poaceae. The transcript has 9 exons. Gene Ontology annotation, biological process: maturation of LSU-rRNA; maturation of 5.8S rRNA. Gene Ontology annotation, cellular component: preribosome, large subunit precursor. Bases 113 to 1159 code for a protein of 348 amino acids. The record is from RefSeq and is a predicted model, not a curated record.